Dromaius novaehollandiae (emu) is the source of this 6375-nucleotide messenger RNA. It is a transcript of the gene CAPN7, whose product is annotated as calpain 7. NCBI's taxonomy places the organism in Eukaryota, Metazoa, Chordata, Aves, Casuariiformes, Dromaiidae. The coding region runs from base 19 to 2586 and encodes 855 amino acids. The transcript has 21 exons. Gene Ontology annotation, molecular function: calcium-dependent cysteine-type endopeptidase activity. Gene Ontology annotation, biological process: proteolysis. The record is from RefSeq and is a predicted model, not a curated record.
CAGGGGGCGGGCGGGGGCAUGGGGGCGGCGCCGGCGCCGGCGCCGGCCACAGCGGGUUCAGGAAGGAAGCGAAAGCGGGUGGGGGUCGAGCCGGCGGGCGGUAGGUCUGCGGGGGGGCUCGGUGACGGGAGCGGGGGCCUGGCCAUGGAUGCUACCACGCUGGAGCUGGACGCGGUGAAGUUCGCGCAGCUGGCGGUGCAGCGGGACCACAGCGGGCGCUACCAGGAAGCGGUCUUUUACUACAAGGAAGCUGCACAAGCCUUGAUUUAUGCUGGGAUGGCAGGGUCAAACCUGGAAAAUAUUCAAGAAAAAAUAAAUGAGUACUUGGAGAGAGUUCAAGCCCUCCAUUCAGCAGUUCAGUCACAGAACACAGACCCUCUGAAGUCAAAGCAACAGUUGGACUUGGAGCGUGCUCACUUCCUAGUUACGCAGGCUUUUGAUGAAGAUGACAAAGGCAAUGCAGAAGAAGCUAUAGAGUUGUACACAGAAGCGGUGGAACUCUGUUUGAAAACAGCUACUGAAACUUCAGAAACCGGCCUUCAGUCAAAACUAAAACAGCUGGCUCGACAAGCACUGGAUAGAGCAGAGGCACUUAAGGAAUCUAUGUCAAAGUCAUCUCAGAAGGAGAAGUCAACUGUAGUUAAACCGAAUCAGCCAGUCAGAACAUUCUUUCCAUUGGGACCUGAUUUUUCUUUAAAUGAUAAACCACAGACAAUCAGAGCAGUACAAGCUAGUGAAUCUCAAGGUCAGAGAUACACUGCAGAGGAGAUUGAAGUACUCAGAAAGACUUCGAAAAUUAAUGGUAUUGAAUAUGUCCCAUUCAUGAGUGUUGAUCUGAGGGAACGUUUUGCCUUCCCUAUGCCGUUUUCUGAUAAAUGUGGCAAGUUACCAUUAUCCCCCAAACAGAAAGCAAUGUUUGCCAAGUGGGUGCGACCAGAUGAUCUAACAAAUAACCCUACGAUGAUUUAUACUGUAUCAAGUUUCAGCAUAAAGCAGACAAUAGUGUCAGAUUGUUCGUUUGUGGCAUCACUAGCUAUCAGUGCAGCAUAUGAAAGAAGAUACAACAAAAAAUUGAUUACGAGUAUAAUUUACCCUCAGAAUAAGAAAGGUGAACCAGAGUAUAAUCCAUGUGGAAAAUACAUGGUGAAACUUCAUAUCAACGGUGUUCCUAGAAAGGUUAUCAUAGAUGACCAGUUACCUGUUGACCAUAAUGGAGAACUUCUCUGCUCUUAUUCUAACAAUAAAAAUGAGUUAUGGGUAUCAUUAAUAGAAAAGGCUUACAUGAAGGUAAUGGGAGGAUAUGAUUUUCCUGGAUCAAAUUCUAAUAUCGAUCUCCAUGCACUGACUGGUUGGAUACCUGAAAGGAUUGCUAUGCACUCUGACAAUCAAGCUUUCAAUAAAGAUAAUACUUUCAGAAUGCUUUAUCAGAGAUUUCACAAAGGAGAUGUUCUUAUUACAACAGCAACAGGGGUGAUGUCUGAAGAGGAAGGAGAAAAAUGGGGUUUAGUUCCAACCCAUGCAUAUGCAGUCUUGGAUAUAAGAGAAUAUAAGGGCCUUCGAUUCCUUCAGUUGAAAAACCCUUGGAGCCACUUACGUUGGAAGGGACGAUACAGUGAAAAUGACACACGAAACUGGACCCCAGAUCUACAAAAAUACUUAAACUUUGAUCCUAGAACAGCUCAGAAAAUAGACAAUGGAAUUUUCUGGAUUGCUUGGGAAGACCUGUGCCAGUAUUACGAUGUUAUUUAUUUGAGCUGGAACCCAAGUCUUUUUAAAGAAUCUACAUGUAUUCACAGUACUUGGGAUGCGAAACAAGGUCCAGUGAAGGAUGCCUACAGCCUGGCCAAUAAUCCUCAGUACAAGCUAGAGGUCCAGUGUCCACAGGGUGGUGCUGCAGUCUGGGUUCUGCUUAGCAGACAUAUCACAGAUAAGGAUGACUUUGCACACAAUCGGGAGUUCAUUACAAUGGUUGUGUACAAGACUGAUGGCAAAAAAGUUUACUAUCCAGCUGAUCCUCCUCCAUAUAUUGAUGGUAUUCGGAUCAACAGUCCCCAUUAUCUGACCAAGAUAAAGUUGACCUCUCCAGGGUCCCAUACGUUUACCUUAGUGGUGUCCCAGUAUGAGAAACAAAACACUAUCCAUUACACCAUCAGGGUGUAUUCCUUGUGCAAGUUUACCUUUUCCAAGAUCCCUGCACCUUACACUAUUUCUAAACGGGUUAACGGACAAUGGAAAGGUCACAGUGCUGGAGGAUGUGGAAAUUUCAGAGACAGCUACAAAAACAAUCCCAUUUAUCAGUUUCAGCUGGACAAGAGUGGGCCAUUAUUAAUUGAACUACGGGGACCAAGGCAAUACAGUGUUGGUUUUGAACUUGUCACUGUCUCAACAGUAGGAGAUCCUGGUUCCUCUGGCUUUCAGAAAAAGAAUAGUGGUGACUACAGGUGUGGAUUUUGCUACUUGGAAGUGGAGAAUGUACUUGCUGGAGUUUACAACAUCAUCCCCACCACCUUCCUGCCUCAACAAGAGGGUCCCUUUUUCUUAGACUUUAACAGUGCUACCCCUCUUAAAGUAUCACAGCUUCAGUGAGGAGACAGAUCUCUGUGUUAUUGUUUAAGGAGGUAGUUAAGAUCUAUGCUACAGCCUGAGAACAGAUGAUUCCACAUGCAUAAAAGAAAAUUGCCCUGUAAGUAAUAGCCAACAGCAUGGAGUCACCGCCUUGUCAAUUAAUUGCAGUAGACAGUUACCUGUGGUUUUUGCUGUUCUGGUAUUAGAGUGAGCACUGUUCAAGAGGUUUGUGAACAUACUAAAAUGCUUAUAUUCAAAUGAACAAGUAAGACUUGCUUUACUCAAAUUUUUCAUGCUUCCAAUCAUACCCUGGUGAGUUAAGAGAAAAACUAACAUUGGAAUUGUCUUCUCCUCAACUACAAGGUAUAUGGGUUUAAGAAUUUAUUCUUAAAAAGUAAACCUGUAAGAAAAAAGUAUUCUUGUGUAUUGCGCUUAUUCAGUUUCAGGACUGAGAAGUAGUAAAAGCUAUUUGUGCUGCUCUCCUGAAUGUUUUCAGAAUUGAAGCAGUACUCACAUCUAAAUGGUGACUUUACCAUUGCUGAGCAUGUACUAUUCCAGACUGCCACUAACAUCUUCAGCUUAUCUAUAAUAUGUACAUAGGAGUAAAGCAAGAGGAGCCUAUGUGAGGACUUAGGGAGUGUUCCAGCUUUAGCUAUUUCUAAGAGAAAAUUAAUGGCUUCACUCAUAUUACAGGUAGUUUCAAAGCUGUUAUUUCAUGCCUAUAUUAUUUUAAUACAUAAUAAUCUUAGAGCACAAGGCACUCUGUGGCUCUCUUGUCCUGCUAGCUUUAAGAACUAUGUUGAUACAGAUCAGCAUUAAAAUCAGGGAGAGUUAACCAGCAGUGCAAUCCAGGCAGGAUAAUGUGCCAGCACACAUAGCAGGUGUGAAAGGCUUUCAUCCAAAGGUGCAUUAUUCUGUCUACUGAAGUAGUCUCAUUUGUUGACGCUAAGAGUUAGUGAACUAACCACCGGCACCAUCCUAGCAAAGAAAUAUUUGUAAAUGCUGAGCAUGUAUAGGAAGGAUCAUCUAAAACUCUUCCCCUAUAAACUACACCUGCAAGUACUGUGCUUGCUAGUCCAGUGACACGUGACCAUCUCUUUUAAAAGGUACCCUUUUCUGUUAUAUUACCUUAUAUUUACAUUAUUUUCUUCUACAUUUUUUGUUUUUGAAUAAACAAAUGGCAGACAUGUAACUUCACAGUAUCUGACAGUUUGGGAGAGAGGGUGUCUUUAAAAUAGCCCCAAGAUGUUGUCGUUCAGGUUUGUUUGGCAGUUUACCAAGAAAAAAGGUAGUUUAAAUUUAUUUUUGGAGCACAAGUGCCAUUUGGAAAUUGGGGAAGUGUGCACAUGCUACAGAAGUACUAGAAAGUUGUGUGGUAAAGUUAUUCCUAUAGAAGUCUGCUACUGCCCCUGUCUCAGAAGUACAAGAUCCCUUUUGUUUCAUCUCCAUCAUUAGGCAGCUGAUUGACAAAUGUGUAGCUUGAAAAGAACAUUGAAAACACAUGCUUUUUUGACUGCAGUUCUCUCAAAGACCAUCUGGGUUAGGAAGUUCAGGACAAGUUUGUCACAGUGCAUCUUACCUUCUUAUAUAGGAAAGUUUCGGAUUAUUGUAACAAAGCAAUGCAGGAACAGCAUGGGCAUGGGCUUUUUGGAGGUAGGGUCAGUUGCCUCAAGGACUGUUCUCUGCUACAAAAUUAAAAUUUCAUUUGCUUCACAACACUUUUCCUAUAAAUGUGUGUUAAGUUUUUAGCUCAGGCUGAACCAGAGUGGCAAUACAAUCUUGUAUCUGUUUUAUCACCUACAAAAUUAAAGCUGCAGAGGUAGUUAUGUCAUCUAAACUGCAUGUAUUCUGACAGUACAAAAGGCAGAUGCCAACAACUGCCAACUUUCAGAACAAAGUACUUGCAUAUCCUCUGCUGUCUGAGGUCAAGCUAGUAAGACUUGUCUACAGUAAAAGCUGUUGUUCUGUAGUUAAUUUCUACUCUGCAGUAAGGGUUUGGUUUCGUUUUUAAAAGACAGUCAAGCACAGCCAAGUGCCAAAGCUCAUGCUGGUAACUUAACUUGAAGAUGAAACAAGCAUGAAACUUAGCUUCCAUACUGUAGCACAAGUGUAUUUUUAGUACAUACUGCAUUGUUUGCAAAAGAAAUGAAAAGCAAGGAAUGUACUCACUUUCCUAAUGCCAGAGAAAGGCUGUUUGCACAAGGCUACAAUAAGACUUCUUUCUUACACAGUACAGUCAGUGAAUUGGGCUCAUCAUCAUAACUAACUGUAAAGGAUUUAAGUUCAGGAUCAAUACGAUAUCCUUUAUAAAGCAAGUCAUCUUCAAAUACUGCAGCCUCAGAGUCUAGUCUCUGCAGUUUCUGGUUGUGACAAAGUAAUUUUGGAACAAAAUUUUCUUGUACACUUUUCUUACAAAAAAAAUUGUUCACAUAAGCACUUACGCUUCACUUUACUGUUUUCUGUCUAAAUAUUUACUGCUAUCAUUUUUUUCAUAAAUCCAGAAAAGUUAUUGGAGAGUGAAAUGACUGAUUCUUAAAUUAUAAUACGCUCAGAGUGUGUACGCUGAGCUUUUCUUUGCCCUUUACGAUUUAGUGAGUUGGAUCCAUAACACAAGAGAAUAUUACAUGCUGCAUUAAGCCCUGAAAUGUUGCAUAGCAAGACUUUUACAAAGGAAUAAGGCCUGUGUGUACAAAAAAAAAAUUGAAAGAGCUGCACAAUAACAGAUCAGAUUUUUUUUUACAAAGUCACAUAAGCAUACUUCCAGUUGGAGGACUGUAACUCUUCAGGCUUAAGUCUUCUCUGCCUGUAACCAUGCUAUUGAAGCUUUUAAAAAUUAAAAUACAAAGCCGCUCAGAAUAUACCAGCAAGCAAACUGCACCCUUCAGUUGUUGUUUGUCACGCUGUACAGUUCCGACCACUGUCUAAGCUGCAGAAUGGUGGGGAUAAAUGACAAAAUGAAAGCCAGUUGCUACAGGGCCUUUGAGAGGAUUUACAGUUUCUUUGCUUCACUAGGGGAAGACUACGACAAAGAAAUGAUUUUUGCAUUUCUCUGCAUCACUGGUGCUGAGGGAUAACUGGCAAUAUAUCCUCUUCAUAAGUUUUCACAUUCUCCUUAUUUAUGCACUGCAAACCUUUUCCUGUGUUUUUUAAUCCUACCGUAAAGCUCCAUGCAGGAUACCAUAUGCUGCUGUUCUAUAGCUCAGGGUAAGAUUUCCCCCAUGUUUUUUUGUUUUGUUAGGAAGGCAUGGUGCUAGUCCUUAGUAAAUCCAAUCCAUCAGUCUCAAAGACUUGCUGAGAGUUAGUACAUGGAUGAAUCAACAGCUUCUAUCCCAUCUGCCCCAUGAUCCUAAGAUUCAGUCCUAGUUCUCUGAUGCAAGUUUCAUGUACUUAUUUUGUACAGCGAUUCUGCACCUGACCAUGCCAUAAAUAAGGUGUUUGAACAGCCAGUUAUUUCAAAUUAAGUUUGUGUACGUAUAGUAGCAGUGUUCCUCAUUUAGUCAAAAAAUGACAUUUAAACGGUGUGAUAAUGCCAAAGAAUAGAAGAAUUCCUGGAUUAACAUUUGCUUUAUAGUACAUUCUCACUUUAGGACAACUGAAGUGAUCACAUACACUUUAAUACAUCAGAGACUUAUUUUUAUACCUAUGAAGGUAGCUACCAUCAUGUUACACUUCUUAAGAAUUCUAACAGAAAAGUAACUGGAAAGAGCUUACUCAUUUUCCUGUAUUCCAAAGUGAUGUAAGUUCAUUUGUCAUACUUAUCAUUAUGGCUUUUAUGGAAGUUCAAAAUAAAAUGAGUUUUCCUUUAAUUUA